Molecule: messenger RNA, 6832 nt
Organism: Hirundo rustica (Barn swallow)
Lineage: Eukaryota; Metazoa; Chordata; Aves; Passeriformes; Hirundinidae
Gene: MRTFA
Product: myocardin related transcription factor A
Exons: 14
Coding region: 362-3568 (1068 amino acids)
Biological process (GO): smooth muscle cell differentiation
Source: RefSeq, a predicted model, not a curated record
AGUGCUCUGCAUACUGGGAGGCUGACUGCUUAUAGCUGCUUGCUGAAACAGUGAGUUCCUGUCUGAGUUUUGAGAUUGUAGGAAGAAAAAUUUUGCCAAGAGCCUUGCUGGUUUUAAUCUUUAGAUGUUGGCUGUCAGGGUUUGUCUGUGCCUACAGAACCUCUCUGUUCUGAUGCAAGCACAGCCUUGGAAUCUAGCAGUAAACUGAUUUUUUUUCUGCUCUACCGUUUGGUGCAGUGACCGAAACCUGGUAGAGAGGGAUUGCAGUUGGGUCUCUUGUGAGGAUUAAACACCCCUUCCACUUGCCUGGACGCCUCCCGUGUUACAGAAUCCACCUUCAGGUCCAGGGAUUUCCUCUAAUAUGUUGGAUAAAGCCAAGACACUGCAGCCUGCCUAUGUCGGGAUUGUGCCGCUUGCAGAGACUCUGUCAAAGCAAGGGAAGAGCUGUUCAAGCACAUAUCAGGAUUCAUACCACAGCUUGCGAGAAGUACUGCAGUUGAAGCUCCAGCAGCGACGCACACGGGAGGAGCUGGUGAGCCAAGGGAUCAUGCCGCCUCUGAAAAGUCCAGCUGCAUUUCAUGAACAAAGAAAGAGUUUGGAGCGGGCCAGGACAGAGGACUACCUGAAACGCAAAAUCCGGUCCCGGCCAGAGAGAUCAGAACUGGUUAGGAUGCACAUUCUGGAAGAGACCUCAGCUGAACCCUCCUUGCAGGCAAAGCAGCUGAAGCUGAAGAGAGCCAGACUGGCAGAUGACCUCAAUGAGAAGAUAGCACAGAGGCCAGGGCCCAUGGAGCUGGUGGAGAAGAACAUCUUGCCUGUGGAAUUGAGCCUGAAGGAAGCUAUUAUUGUUGGACAGGUGAACUACCCAAAGGUUGCAGACAAUUCCUCCUUUGAUGAGGACAGCAGUGAUGCCCUCUCCCCAGAACAGCCAGCCAGCCAUGAGUCCCAGGGGUCUGUCCCAUCGCCGAUGGACUCGCGGAUUUGUGAGCCUCUCCCUAACACCACUGGUACAUCACUAGCUCAGGGUUCAUCCCAGUUGCAGAUUAGCACAGACUCCAGUGAAACUCUUUUUGUACCUGAGCAGCCACCUCCACCACUGCCACCUCCACCUCUUCUUCCCUCUAGUCUUACCAAUGGAGUGGCUCUUACUGCUGCCAAGCUCCCACCAACACUCAUUAAGCAAAGCCAGCCCAAGUCUGCUAGUGAGAAGUCUCAACGCAGUAAAAAAGCCAAGGAGUUGAAGCCGAAAGUCAAGAAGCUUAAAUAUCAUCAGUAUAUUCCCCCAGACCAAAAGCAGGACAAGGGAGCUCCUCCCAUGGAUUCAUCUUAUGCCAAAAUACUGCAACAACAGCAGCUCUUUCUCCAGCUUCAGAUCCUCAACCAGCAGCAGCAGCACUACAACUACCAGACUAUCCUGCCAGCCCCACCUAAGCCUCCAGGAGAGCAGCAAAGCGGUGCCAGCGCCCCUGCCGUACGCAAUCUCUCUGCCACAGUCAGCGGCACGUCUUCAGUAUCUUCUGGUUCCAGCGGGCUAAUGAGACAAAACAGUAACGCUGUGGUGGGCAAGCCUGGCCCUCUCCCUGCCAACCUGGAUGAGAUGAAGGUAGCAGAGCUGAAGCAAGAGCUGAAGUUGAGGGCCUUGCCUGUCUCAGGCACAAAGACGGAUCUGAUUGAGCGUCUCCGAGCUUACCAAGAGCAGAACAGUGCAACCAGCCAAACAGCCCCCACUCCCAAGCCCAGCACAGCAACCGUCCUCCCUAAAGCUGCCGAAGUGGUGGUGGCCUUCCCAACUGCCAGGCUGAGCACAGGGCCAGCCCUGGUCACCACUGGCAUUGCACCAGCAGAAGUAGUUGUGGCCACAGUUACUGGUGGCGGCGUGAUGAAGUUUGGGAGCACAGGCUCAACUCCUCCUCUUUCUCCAACUCCUUCUGAGCGCUCGCAAAUGAGUACAGGGGAUGAAAACUCGGGCACUGGAGAUACCUUUGGAGAGAUGGUGACUUCACCUCUGACGCAGCUCACCUUGCAGACAUCCCCAGUGCAGUUCUUGGUGAAGGAAGAAAGCUCCAAGUGCGCCUCCUGCAGCAUAAAUGCGGCACCCAGGUCAGAGCAGUGUAGUGCUGGUAACAGCAGAGAUGCAGAAGUUAGGGACAAAGACAGGAUGCUGCAGGAGAAGGACAAGCAGAUUGAGGAACUCACCCGCAUGCUGAAACAGAAACAGCAGCUGGUGGAGAUGCUUAGGCUACAGCUGGAGCAGGAGAAGCGCUCCCAGCAGUCACAGCCAGCCCCAACAGCCACGGGAGAAAGAACAGCCCUCGCCUCCAAACCAGGAGCAUUUGGCACCCAGGUCAAGAGUGAAAAUGGUUUCCUGAGUUGCCAGUUCGCAAAGCAAUCCAGUGGCCAAACAGACCAGUUCAGCCCUGCACCAACCGCUAGCCAAGUGGACACUUUGAAUCCAAGCCCAGUGCCAAAGAAAGCCACGAUGGUGAAGCAGGAGGUGCCAGCCACGGAAGCAGAGCCACCAUGCCAGUCCCACAGCCCGCAGGUUUUCCUUGGCCAGCAAGGGAGCGUCCUGAGCGACCUCAUCAAGGGCACCCCUCCCCCCACCCUCAUCAGUGACUCCACAGGGACCCACAUCGUCCUCACCGUGACCAAGCAGAGCACCGAGAGGCAGGGCCUCUCUCCCCACGGCAUGGCAGGGAGCAGCUGCCCACCCUUGCAGAGCGUACAAUCAUCACCCGCUAAAACUUCCAGCCAAUUGCCGUGUCAGGUACCUGCAGAUACCCCUCAGCAGCCCACGCAGCAGCAGCCCAGAGAACCAAACCAAUCUAAGUCCUCAUCGAAGCCUUGCUCUCCUGCUGCCCCUUCCCCCUCCCAGAUGGACCUAGAGCAGCAGCAGCACACGCCGCUUUUUGGAACCCCUUCACCUCCCCUUCCGGCUCCCUCAGUGCAAAUGAAAGAGCCACCACCAGGCUAUGAAGAGGCCGUGAAGCAACAGCCAAAGGCCCAGGAGAACGGCUGUUCCAGCCAGCAGAUGGAUGACCUGUUUGAUAUCCUCAUUGAAAGUGGAGAGAUUUCUGCUGACUUCAAGGAUCAGUCGUCCCCAGCUGGGAAAGAACCCCCUGUGGUCCCGGCCUGUUCUCCACCACCCAGCGGCCAGCACUCCUCCGAGCUGGCGGUGCUGGUGUCCUUGGGACAGCCGGUGCCCGUGGGCCGGCUGGAGGACUUCCUGGAGAGCAGCACUGGCCUCCCGCUGCUGACAGCAGGCCACGAUGGGCCGGAGCCCCUGUCCCUCAUUGAUGACCUCCACAGUGAGAUGCUGAGCAGCUCGGCCAUCCUGGACCACCCGCCUUCACCUAUGGACACCUCGGAAUUGCACUUUGCUCAUGAGCCGUCUGGGGGCGUAGCCCUGGAUCUGGCUGAGGCUAACUUGGACAGCAUGGACUGGCUGGAGCUGCCAGGGGGUUCUGUCAUGAGCCUGGCUCCCCUGAGCACCGUGGCUCCCAGCCUCUUUUCCACAGACUUUCUUGAUGGACAUGAUCUGCAGCUGCACUGGGAUUCUUGCUUGUAAUUCUGUGAGCAGAGACUGAAGGGAAUGGAAGUAGGAGGGCACAGGCAUGGAGAGGGAAGAGGCCAGUCAACCAAAAAAAAAAGAAAAAAGGAAGAGCUCCUAGUAUUUGUACUCCUCCCCUAACAGUAUUCUUCCUGCAUGAAGCCAGCAGUGGGCCAGGCCAGGGCAGAGAGAAUGGCUGCUGCGGGGGAAACAAGAGGCAGGAGGAGCUGUGAGGCUGGUGGCCUCCUGCCCGCUCCACACAGCCUGGCCCAGCCAGGGUGAGAGCAGAGCCAGCAGCCUCGGUUCCUCCAGGCAGGAGCAAGGGCAGCACAUUGUUCCCUCGUGGAAUAGAGCAUGACUGGGCCUGAGCUGUUUCCAGAAGCAGCACUGCGCCUUCCUGGGAUUGGCAGAUAAAGGGGGUUGUGCUGCCCCAGCACGGUUGGUCUUAACAGCUGUGGAAGGAGGGUCUACCUCUGGAGCAGGAUACAAAGGCAGGAGCGCUGCCCACUGCACCACCUGCCAUCUGUCAUGGGAGGGUCUGAUCUGCCACAGGGCACCUUCUCUAAAUGUAGCCAGAAGGAACCAGGCCUCGCCACCAACCAAAUCAAUGUUUGGUCUCCCAAACAUUACUGAGCUUGGCAGAGGCCUGCUGGCCUGCCUGCUUGCUUCACUCACUUUGGGCUGCAAAACAGUUUUCUAAGGUGCUAAAAUCAGGUCCUUGCAUGUUAAAAGUGCUGUCAGGCACAGCCCAUUGCCCCCAGCUCCCACGGCACUCAUUACAUCCCCAGGUGAGCAGGGCAGUCAACCUGGGCAGGGAUAUGAAAGUGCCUGUGUGUCCUGGGGAGUGGGCGAGGGGCACAGCUGGCAUCAGUAACAUAUCACUGGGGGCCAUGUGCAAUCUGUCUCCUGCCUUCGCUGUGUUGGUGCCUCACUGUAGCACACGCCUCAGUGGAAAGCAGCAGCUGGGGACGGAUGUUGGACCCUGUAGAUGAGGAAGAGGGACUGCAAGAGUGGUGUUGUGUGGCACAGCACAGGUCCUGGCUCAGUGACUGUGAGGGCUUCUUUCUGGGGAGGAGCCUGCAAGUAAGUAUUGGGCAGCUGACAUCUGCUCUUGCCUCCCUCCAGUCCCACAGAGUAAAAGGCAAAAGGCAAUGGCUGCUUACUUUGAGCUGGUGCCCUGUGUCCUUGUAGGGUCCCAGGCUGGUGCCUUGGGGGAACUGCAGACUGAGGAGCGGGUGGACAAUCCCCCAGGACCUCAGAGCCAUGACGAUGCUAUUCCUUGGACAAGGCUCUGCGGUGGAACACCAUACCUGUGGCUCACUCUUGUGCUGUUACUCCUGUUACUUUAGAAUUCCUGUGUCAGUAGUAACACAGCCGUGCUGAGCAGGUGGGACAUGGCUUACGUGGGUGUGGCUGCCUCUCCACAAGGCUGUCCCUGCUUUGGCCCUGAGCUGGAUCCACGCUGCUUGUGCUGACUGAGGGGGGAGAAGCUGUGACUUCUGAAGUCAUGUAGGUCUUGACCUGCUCAGGCACAGAAAGGAUCAACUGCCAUCCUUCUCAAUAUCUCCUUGAGGAUGCUGUCCCCACCUUUCCCCUAUGCUGGGCCCCAGAGCUUCCUGCUGGGGAGGGGUAGCUGUGUGCCACAUGCUGCUUUCCUGCAACUUUAGUACCUGGUCCUUGUCCCAGGGAGAAGCUGUGGUGAAGCAGGUGAAUGCCAACCCUGCACAAUGUGCUCUCUCCCAGCUACUGAACUGGCAGCUGGAUGGUAUCAUGCCUGUUUGCAGCUGAGAGAUACUCCUGCUUUCUUGAGCCCUUUGCAUGGGGAGCCACUUUCUUAAUCAUUUACAGGAGGAGCCUGCUGGCAGCUUCCUUUCUGUCCCCUCCUCUCUCCUCUGGCCCUGAGCUAUAAGCAAGUUAUCUCUUAUCUGCCUCUCUCAGUGUCCAGGUUAGGGAGGACACCACACCCCUCACCCUUUCCCCACAGGUUUUCUAUUCCUCAAGCUGUAGUCUGACAUCGUAAAAAUCAGAAUAGAAGAGACUGGUGGGCAUCCCUUUUACCCUUCUGAUCCCUCCCUGAAUUCUUUCCUGGUGCAGCGCAGGUGCUCACUGGGAGCAGUGAGUCCUUAGCAAUCACCUUACAGAGCUUUCACCAGCCCUGCCAGGGCAGCUGCCUAGCUGUGGGGGCAGGAGGCAAGUAGUUUCUAAGGUGGAGAGUAUGGGGGGAGUGGGAAGAUCUCCAAAAUGCUAAGGGGAAAAUGUGAGGCUGCCUGUUUGUCAGACUCAAGCAAAAUCAGGUUCUUUUAGCCCAUAGUUGCAGUAGCCCUCACAAAAAAACCCAGCUGUGUGAUUUCUUUUGUACAAACAAUUACAAAUCUUCAGCCAUUAAAUAAAGAAGGAAAUUAUUAGAAAGUGCAAUAAACUCCUAGAAGAAGGUGGGAGCACUCCAGCUGCAGUCCUGGCCUGACCCAGCCCUGCUUCCUUGCCCUGGGCCAGGUACUCCAGUCAUUGGCAGAGAGAUGCCAAUACCCGAUACCGGUGUAGCCCUUCCCAGAGGUUGCUGGUGGAAGGCUGAGCUCACAGCUGCUCCUUUUCACCUUCACCCAUCCACUGCCAGGUAUGAAACUGUAGGAAUCUAGCGACCCUGACUUUGCCUAACAUACUUGCAUUGGCAGAAGAGCUUCAAGGAGCCCAGAGGAUACACAACCAAAAGCCUCAUGUUGUGAGGAGCCUGGCUGACCUGUGGGAGCCCCUCCACACAAGGGGCUUCUGCCAGGAGAGUAAGCGAUAACCCUGUGCCUGUGGGCAGAGGGAAAGAUGGUGUCUCAGCCCCAGAAAUGUUAGAAAGUCUCUUCCCCAAUCAGUGCCCAGAGCGGGCUUGCCCAGUUCUCUGCUUUCUUACUAUUAUUUCUUUGAAUAAUAGUUCAAUAGUUCUUUGUUGGAAGAGGUAUUCUCCCGGACAUACAUUUUUGCACCCAUUGGGAAAAAUGAAGUCUGAUGUUCUGCCUCUACCUUGAAUGUAAUCCUGAAUCUUUCUGCUGUAACCACUACUUGUUUGUAAUGUGUAUUUGACUAGCACGCACUCUCCCUUCCACCAUGCAGCCAAUGACGAGGGGUGAUCAGCACCAUCAGUCGGAUGGUGUUGGGGCAUCAGAUCCAGAGCGAGUAUUCAACUGGAAAAGGAUAAAAGUGACAAGUUAAUGGGGGAGAGAAUGGAUCUUUAAAUUGAAUUAUUUUUUCAGUUACAAAUAUUUGAAAAAAAAAUCCAUUUUAUUAAAAAAAUUC